AUGUCAACAAACUUACCAUUACCUACUAGCGUUCCACCCGCCGACCCAGCAACCUCGACCAUACCGACCUUCAAAUUCCCCCGUGACUACCACUUCCCACCCUUCUUCACGCGCCAACCAACCCUCCAAACGCACCACGCGCAACUCCAAAAAUGGUCGUCCCUAAUCCUCUCUUACUGCCGCUCACACCGCAUCUUCAAGCUCUCCCUCAUUGACGCCCUGGAUACCGAUUUAUUCUGGAAUAAACGUAUUGGGAAACGUAUGAGUCUUGCGGACGUGAAGGAGGUUGUGGAGUAUAUGCGGAAGGAGGACAGGGCGGAGUGGGUUGGGGGGAAGGGAGCUGGCGGAGAGGGAGGGAAUGAGGUCUGGGUUUGGUGGAGGACGCCUGAGGAGUGGGCUACUGCUGUUUAUGAAUGGGUUGAUGAGACGGCGCAGAAGAAUACGGUUUUGACGCUGUACGAGUUGACUCAGAGUGAGGCUACCUUAUCGAAAGAGUUCCACGGUAUGGAUUCGGAUCUCCUGCAGAAGGCACUGAAUAUUCUUGUGAAGAGAGGAAAGGCGCAAGUUUUCGGGCAGGAAGAUCAACAAGGUGUCAAGUUCUUCUAG
Venustampulla echinocandica is the source of this 606-nucleotide messenger RNA. RefSeq lists its product as uncharacterized. Gene Ontology annotation, molecular function: protein homodimerization activity; structural molecule activity. Bases 1 to 606 code for a protein of 201 amino acids. Gene Ontology annotation, biological process: protein transport to vacuole involved in ubiquitin-dependent protein catabolic process via the multivesicular body sorting pathway. Gene Ontology annotation, cellular component: ESCRT II complex. The record is from RefSeq and is a predicted model, not a curated record. The transcript is spliced from 3 exons. NCBI's taxonomy places the organism in Eukaryota, Fungi, Ascomycota, Leotiomycetes, Helotiales, Pleuroascaceae.